GUCAGUGGGUAGGAAAAAUAAUACUAAAAAAAAUCAGGAAGCUGUCAAUAACAUUUUAUAAAUGAAUGAUUGCUAAGUAAAUAACUCGAAAUUAUAUAUUUCUACAAUUUAUAUUAUAUAAAUCACUAUUGGAUAACAUGCAUUCAUAAAAAAUAAACAAAGAUAUGGUUUUAGUUUGCUGUAGAAGGUACAUGCCAUGAAUUUAAAAACACAACAUUAUGGAGCCAGAUAAAUUGUUGAUACCACCUUGUGAGCAAAACAUAGAAGUUUUAGUGAAUGAAGAUUUCAUCAGCAUUUAAAUCAUGUCUGUUAGGCUUGGCAGCACAAGUACUGUCUGCUCAGUGGCCCAGUUUGAUGCUAAUGAUAUUCAUAUUUCUGUGGAGCUGCCAGACGCUGCCAGAUUUCUUUUAGAUUUUUUAAGUGAGAUAUCUGCUAGGCCAGAGCUGUGUGAAGGGCCUCUGGUGGAAUGUGCCAUCCAGAGAUACGAGCGAUACUGGCUACCUCUAGUGGCCAAGCACCCAGGCCGCUUGCUGCCAGCACCCUUAGACAUUGAGUGGAUCUGGCAGUGCCACAUGCUGUCACCUAUAGCCUACAGUACUGAUUGUCACAAUAUUGCUGGCAAAUUGAUAGAUCAUCAUUUAAUGGAGAAGUCCCAAAGAAAAGAGUUGCUAAAAGAUUCAGAAAGGUUGUGGAGGAAAGAGUAUGCUGAUGUGCCUUUCUCUGCCUGUGAUGCUGUUACCCCUUGGUUUGAUUGUGAGUUUGUUUCUGCCUUGACAUACAACUUGACUUUAGCCGUGUCUCGGCAGAAAAGCUUCUAUUAUCAAGUCAGUCUUCCUCACUAUAGGGAUGAGAAAUUUUUGAAUCAUGCUUUGUUACGCUACAAGAAGUUUCUUUUCUUAAAGUGCCAAAACCCUGGAGUAUUUCUUGUACCCUGUUAUGAUAAUGAUCUUAUGUGGCACACCCAUAUGCUACAUCCAGUGUUCUACAAAGAUGAUACAGAGGCCUACAUGGGCAGCAUCUUGGCCCAUGAUGAUUCUGUCAAUGACCGAUCUAUAGGCUCCAAACUGGCUUUGUCAGAAGCCAAAACAAGGAACUUAUGGAGAAAAGUGUUUAGUGAAAAAUUCUCUUAUUUUGGAGCUAUGUACAGGGGGGAACCACCAUAUUCAAAACUUUAUGUCAUGACAAAAGAAGAUGUGUAUAGAGUAUGCACAAAACAGGCAAAUGUUCUCAUUGAAAAAGUUCGUGUUUCAGGGCUUCCUCUUGGGAAAACAUUCAAAUUAAAACUUUGCUACAACACUGGAUACCAAAAUUUUAAUCGUUCCUUGUUUGUAACAGAGAAUAUAGCCUCUGUGAAAGGGAAUGCAAGGACUUUAGAAGACAAUAAUAUCAAUGCACACUUUUCUUUCGAUACUCGCUACAACGACAAAAUUAUUGCUAGCCUUCAGCAAAAAUCAGGAAAACUGUGCCUAGGAACCAAUGACAUUUUAGGGGAGGGUAGGAUUGAUAUGCAGAAGAAAAUACAACCCCUGAACAGUAAAGGGUUAUCAGCAAAUGAUGACAUCGACUGUGGGGAUGGUCUAUCUAUAGGACUAGUCUGGAAUUGUCCUGCUCCUGUUCUGGGUCCUUGUGUCUUAAGACUGGAAGCGGGAGACUACCAAAGUUGUGUUAUGCCUGAAGACAGAGAAACUAUGUGGGGGCCCAUUCCUCUUCCACGCCUGCCUCCUGGUGUUGAUAACCAUUGUUCUGUUGCUUCACAUAAGUUGUUUAACCAUACUAGAAGGGUUGUGUUCACCGUAAGAAUGAUCCAUAGUGAGCCAUUACUGAUGUCUGCCAUCCAUGUGUUCUACGGAGACAAAUUAACCGUUGUCGCCCAUUUGGUUGUUGGGGAUCAGCUUCCACUUCCUUCAUCUGUCAUUGAUUCUAAAAGAUGUGUUACCUUAAAUCCCAAGGAAGGCCAGAGGGCAGUGUUGAUCAAAAACAAUUUCGGAGAUUGGGGAGUGGCUGUUGGCUGGUGGGAAGGAUUCCAGAGAAGAUCAGCAGGUAGAAAAGGUUCCCUUAGUGAAGGUCAUUUAGAAGUAAGAUUUUUUCACCUGGGUACCAACAAGUGGCAUUUUGUUUCCUUUGAUCGUCUCUACUCUCUGGCUACAUCCAAGUUUGACAUUGGGGACUGUGUUGUGGAGUUUGACAGUGGGUUCAUUGAGAUCAAUUCAGAAAGAUGUGAGAUAGCUGAGAACCUUGGUCUUAUAUUUAGUGUUGCUUUAAUUCAUGUAUUGUGUCAGCCAAGACCUCAGAACUGGGCACCGCAGCUUAGCACCCCAAAAGGUGAGGAGCAGGUUCUCCCAAGGCUGGGUGGCUCAGAGGAGAUUGCUCUUCUGCUGGCCGCUGGAGUUUUGAUAGCCACGCCCUGCAACCAUGCCAUCAGAAAUCUCUUCAAGAAAAAGAAGCAAGAUUAUGGGGAGGGCACUAGUGUGAUGCGGACCAGUCAGAGAGAUCAGGACGAGAGGUUUGAACAUAGUGGUCGACCUCCGGUGAUCUUGCACGAGGCUGAGGUAAGUGCCGGUUGGUCUGAAGAGUGGAGCGGAAACAACAGUGGUGUCAGCAGUGCUGAGGCUGCGGUAGGAAUGGCAGCUGGCUUAACUAUGAUCAAAGAAAGUGAAGAUGACAAGGAAGGAAGCCAGGAGGACCUUUUAAAGAGUCUCCCCCCUCCAUGUGAAGAUGAAAUAGGAGGGAAUGAGCUGUCUGACAGAACAAGUUUGCUAAGAAUUAGUGAUCAUAGAAUGAAAAGGUCAGACAGAAGAGAACAGCCACUUGCUCUGUGUAUAAGACAGGAAAGCAUUAAAGAAGAAGAAGAGGGAGAGGAGGAAGAAGAAGCUGUUGAAGAAACUAACAUUCCUCCCCCUGCAGAAGAAGAAGGACAGGAAACCUCAGAUCGAAACAGUGGGAGUGUGUUUGAAGGGGAGGAUUACAAUCUGGACGCAGACAGCCAAACUGGGCUAUUUGGUAAUGGUGAAAGUGACAGUGAUGAGGUAGAGGAUGAUGUGGAUAUUGUAGGGUUUGGACGACCUAGUACAGCAGAUGCAGAGAGCAUGUACACAAAUGAUCAGAAUCACGAUAGUGGAAGUGAGGUGCUCCCUAACUCUUUUGGCCAUGACAGCUGUGAUGACAUGGUCUAUGAAAAUGACACUGAUUAUUAUGAUGAAUUCUAUGGCAUCGGUGGAGAUGAACAUGUCAAUGGAUACAGUGGAAGCGAUAGGCUGCCAAAUGACAGUAAUCACGGGGGUCGAGGCAUCUGGGAAUCUUAUGGAGACUGUGGAAGGAACACUUCCAUGGAAAAUCACACAGACUACGGUGGCUAUGGGUCUUACAAAGAUCAUGCUGAAACAAGUAUGAGCUCUGGAUUGUUUGGGGGAGGCAGUGACUGUGGAGGUUAUAGUCAGGGCGGAGGUGAUCAUGAAAACGGACAUUCCAGUCUUUAUUGUGGUGGGGGUGAUGAUGGCAUUGGAAGUGGGGAGAUGGCUGCCAAUGUUUAUGUGGAUGGUGGGAUGGUUGAUGGAGGUGGAGAAGGAAGUGGCUGUGGAGGGUAACAGGUUCACAAGAGUUAUCGACAUAUUUCAUUUCAUGCAUUUGAAUUUCAGUCUUUUUUUUUUUUUUUUUUAAAUAAAACAGAAUAUGCAUUUAAUUUUUAGUCAUAUAACAUUUUUAAUGACUAUUUUGCAUUACUAAAAAAGAUCUAGUCCCAUAUAUAUAUUUUUUUUUUUAGUUAUUUUGUACCAAUUUGAAGUCAACAAUUAGAUUUAGAUUGUAAAAAAAAAGUAUUAUAAAAACAGUGGCAGUAUUUUGUUCUCCGAAUUAUGAAGUAUUUUUAUUUUAUAAAAUAUAUUUAUUUUAUGAAAUUAUUAAAAACAAUUUAAGCCAUUAAAAUAAUUGUGCUAUGAUUGCAAUAGUUUUAUUCUUAGCACUAUUACCUACUUUAGAAACUCUGCAACUACAUCUGAUCUGAGCCUCUUCUCCACACACCAAAUUGUGCUGGGGCAUCUGUUAGUGAUUUUAUUGGUAUAUGUUGUUACUAGAGUUCUUGGUGGUCUUCAGUUAUCUAAUGAUUCAGUUGUGAAGCUUUAAGAGUGAUAUCUGUAUAUAAUUGAGCAUUUGUAAUUCCAAAACUGUAUAAAUAUCUAUUUAUUGUUAUUCUAUGUAAGACAAUCACUAGCUUUCAUUUGUUUUGUCAUACAUUGUUUACAGAGAACUGUGAAUGUUUGUUAAAUGAUUAAAAAAAAUGGUUAUAUUUUUUGUGAAUAUAUCUUGUGGAAACAUAUUGCUAAAAUGGGAAUCUUUUUGUUAGAUAUUUAUGUGCCCUAUCAAUAAUGUCUUUGAAAAAUAUUAUAUUGUUAGGUUAUUGUCUUUUGUUCAUGUUAGGAAACCUUAGCUGGCUUCUAGGUGGUUUAUUGGUCUUGGAACCUCAUAAUCUAAGAUUGAGAUCUAAUAUUAUACUAGUAUAUUAACAUUUUCACUUUUAUAAUUCUUUUUUUUAUUUAAAUCAAAUUUAAAAAAUAAAGAUCUGAUAAUAAUUUUUUAUGUUCAAUUUUCCCAUUGUAUUUGAAGAUACUUUUUUUGUUGUGAAGAAUAAGUAAGUAGGUCUACAUGUUUUAAGAAUUACAUGCAUUUACACACAAUUAAGGAAUACAAUAUUUUUUUGUAUUUAAAUAAGUGAUUUCAGAUGUACAUCUGACUUAUAUCUAUUGUCAUUAAUGUAUAAUGAAUACUAAGACUUAAGGUUGAUUUAUUAGUUUGUGUGAUAUUCAAACAAUUUAUUUUUAAAUAAUGAAGGGAAAAAAGUGAUAAGAGAAUAGCUGAAUACUAUAAUAAACUGUGUUUUAAAAUAACUUUCACCGACCUAUACAACUUCACUAUACUGCUGAUGUCGUGUUACCAUAUGCACUUUUGUCUCAAUGUUUGGCAUGUAAUAUUUAUUAUGUCAAGUGCUUGUUGCGUCAUUACCAAAAAUAACAAAGUUUUAUAUUUAUAUAUAUUCGUUAAUCAGCAUACAAAGUAAUUUUUUCCAUGUAUGUGCAAGUUCAGCAAAGAAAUAUGAAGCAUUUGUAAUUUUAGACUUUUUAAAGCCCAUUUAGUUUUUUUUUAUAUUGUUAUCUGAUAUCAGGAUUUAUGUAAAGUUUAUAAAAAAUAUAUAAAUAGAUCUUAAAUAGCAACGUUUUGUUUAUCACUACUAAACAAAUUUUCUAAUUUAUAGAUUUGGUUGAAUUUUUAUUUUAAUUAGCAAUUACUAUUUAAUAAAUAUGUUUUAUAGUUUGAGCAUUAUAUUCACAUGUUUCAAGCAGUUUGUACUAUAGGCAGAAAGAUUAUUUAUGAGUAUUAAAAUUUAGAUCUUAGAAUACAUGUUUAAAAUGAUACUAUUCUGAAUUUAUUGAAGUUUUAGUGAUAAAUAUUUAAAAUCUGAAACAUCAUAACAUUUCAUUGUUUCUUCCUAAAGUUUUUUUAUAGGAUGGCUGCAGGGUUGUGAACUAUCAGAUUUGAAUUACUGUCUCGAUGGUCACAGGUUCUAACUCGUCUCCCCCCCCCCCCCACACACACACACACACAAAUCCUGCAGGAGGUUUGGUCUAAGAUGUAAUAAUCUUCAAUACACCCACAACAUGUAAAACAAAACAAUUUCCCAUAGAAUUUCUCUUCAAUUUUACUUUAAACACAUUAUUCUGUGGUGUUCAUAUGUCCAAAUUUUGUAGUGGUCAAACUUUCUAAACUGUCUCUAAGUCAAAGGGCAACAAGAAUAAUAUUAGUAUAUAUCAAUAUAUAUAUAUAUAUAUAUACAAUUUUCAGCUCCCGUUAAAUGUGUUACUUUGAAAAUGUAUAUGAUUUUGUUAGUUUCAAAAAUGAAUAAAGUUUUUAUGUACCUGUAUAUGCAUAUUAUAAGUACUGACGUGCUUAUUGUGUAAGAAAUUCUAUUUUCUUUUAUAUUAGUUUUCAGAUUAUUAUCUUUGUGAAAAUUCAAUUCACAUUGAAACUUUCUUUCUUAUUAGCAUGUAUUUUUACCUAAACAACAUUGCUGACAACAAUAUAAAUAUAGUACAAAUAUUUUUUUCUAAAAAUCAAAGAAUUUUCAAAAAUGUAAGUUUCUUCCUGAGUUAUUUCCUCCUUAUCUUAUGUUAGCUCAUAAUGACCAAAGAUUAUUUUGCAUUUUUGUCAUAAUGAAUUUAUAAUUUUAACAUAAUUUUUUUUAAAGCUUCUUGCAUUCACUUUUUAAUUUUUUAAGGUUAAGAGAAACAAAAAACAUGCAGUUACAAUGUUUAACCAACAGAAAACAAGUAGUUACAAACAAUGUUAAACCAACAGAAAACAAGUAGUUUACAAUGUUAAACCAACAGAAAACAAGUAGUUUACAAUGUUAAACCAACAGUAAUCAAGUAGGUACAAUGCUAAACCAACAGAAAACAAGUAGUUAUGAUGUUAAAUCUACAUAAAAUCUUUUAUUUUAUUUUACAAAUAAAUAACAUGUGCAAUGUUGAUUGGUCCUGUAGCUUUAGAGAUAAGUGUGUACGAAAGACAAGCAUUUGUUCCAAAUCUUGAUAUAGCUUAGCAGUCUGUUUGACAAUGACAUAGCUUAGCAGUCUGUUUGAUUUGUGCUCUUGUUUUCAUAGGAUUAGGGUCAAUGCAAAGUCUUUUCAAAGUCCUUAUAGAACACCAUGUUGAACUUGAGCAACUCUUUUUUUUUUUUGUUUAAAUCUUAAUGGCUUUCCAGCUCUGUCAUUCCUUUCCUUUGCAAGCCUUUGUUUCCCCUAUCUCCCUUCAGUGAGAUUGCCAUGGAGAGACAAUCAAGGCAAUAACCCAUCUUGUACUAAGUUCUUAUUCAUGCUGCAUUUGGCUAACCCUAAUUCUAGCCAAAGCAUAAUACAUCAAGUUAAGAAAAAUGGUUGUUUCUUCUAAGGUAGAUAUGUAUGUGUAUACAUCACCUUAUCCUUCUGUUGUCAUAAUAAAUGUGUAUCUGUGCCCAUGUUGCUGCAAACUAUUUAACAAAAUAGUUUCUUGUAAUUAAAAAAUAAAUAAAAGCCACCUUAAAUUUCUUAAACUUCCUGUUUUUUCAUUUCAAGACUGUUACAACUUAAGCACAAACAAUGUAAAAAAAAAAAAUAAUUUCUUCAUGUGUGUCAUAUUUUAAGUCAUAUCAUUAUUUGAAGGAUGAGUCACUCUUAGUACUUUGUCAUUUUUUAUAUAUAUUUUUUUUUACUUGAAAAAAAUAUCAAUCCCUUUUUCUGGUGAUGUUUAAUGAUUUUAUGUUAUGUCUGUAUGCCUGAUCUAAAAUCAGUAUUACUUAUCUAUUCAAUUUUCUUUUUUUGAAAAGUGAAUUAUUCAUUGUCAACUAUAAGAUUCUCCAGCUUUUACAUUUGUCUCAACAUGACCAUGUCAUUGUAUGGGAAGAAACUGAGUAGAUAUACAUCACAAUGUCAUUGUCCAGCAACUCUAAUGGAGUAUUACUCUUUUUUUUUUAUGGUUUAUGUACAUUAAGCAUUCUUUCACAUUGUAUACAACAUUAACUUGUUACAUUGUAUGUUCCAUUCUUUAAAAACAUUAUGUUUAAGUAAAAAAUAAAAUACAAGCAACAUUUUUUUUUUUAAAGAUUUAGCCUAUUGAAAUUAUGUUUUUUUAACAUACCUACAAUUAAAUUGUGUAUUGAGCUUUUGAUCAGGCUUAGGUGGCUAUAAAAAAAUUAACAAACUAUUUUAAAUUCUUCAUAUGGCAACCUUGAAUUGUGAUUACCUUGGUUUGUGAACGUUUUGUUAAGUCUAAAAAAAAAAAAAAAAUUGACAAGGUUUAACAUGACACCUGUGAGCAAUUAAAAUUGGGGUUAUACAUUCUUUCAGGUCUAAAAUGUUUAUAAGUAUAGUUAUAUCAAUAAUUUGUAAGUCACUUGUCUCGAUAUUAAUGUUUAUUGCCAAGGAGACGGUGUGGAUACAAAGGUCUUGUAUUGUACAGUCAUGAAGGUGCCUGGUAGUAAAAUCCUAACACCUUUGAAAUGCCUCCAGUCCUAUUAGCAAGAGAGUUCACUCAACCUGGUCUCACAACUAAACAAAAACUUGUACCUGGACUUGGCUUGUUCCACUCAAGUGGGAGAACUUUUUACUGAAAAGUGAAUGAUGCAAGUCUCACUUUGUUUAUUAAAGUAUAAAGCACAAUAAAAACUUGAUUAUGAAAUCAUUCAAACUUACAAAAAUGUAAUUUAUAUUGUUAAAAAAAGAAUUAAAAAUGUGAUUUCUUUUUUGUUUUGAUUACUGUCUCUCUGUUGUUGAAUUCAAAAUGGCGAAUUUCUAACUUUAAAAACAUUCCAUUGGAAUGUACAAGAACAAAUUGUAUAUUUAAAUUUAUUGUUAUAUUUCAUGAUCAAGUUUGCGUUUUGUGUUCAGCGCGUUAUUUAAAAAAAAAUAUCAGUAAUAAUUACUUGUGUCCAUCUCAAAUUGGAGAAAUUUGUUUUUUAGAAUGCACAAAUUUAUAUUUCGUCAAGUAUUUUGUGUGUGCUUGUAUGAAGUAAAAGACAGAUUGUGAUCAAAUUCUCAAAUGUGGAAAAAAUUGGAUGAAAUGGAGUGAAUCCUAAUUGAAUAAUGUUGAAGAAGUCUAUAACUCUCAGGACCUCAACAAUGGAUGUGCCAUACUUUUGGUUUUAUAUUUACAAUGUUUAUUGAUUGGCAUAGUUAUAACUAAAGACAAAAUAUAUAACAAGCAAACAUUUUUGGUUUAUAAAUAUUAUUGUACUAUUUCACCACAAGCCUCUCAAGUUGAAGAGUUAAAUUAUCAUACCCAUCAUGUCCUUGGCACAGUACUUUUAACUCAAUUGUUUAUUCAUGCCCUAUAACGUAAUCCUGCCAAAUUUUAGCCUAGGUUCAAAGCUUUUUUUUUAACAUCGAGUCAAGCUUUUACAGUUUUAUAUUUUAUGGCUAGUUUGUUGGCAAUCAUCUACUGUUUUAAGAAGCUGUAUAUAAAUAUCAAUAUUGUUUUAAAAAAGGCAUUGCCUCAUAAUCAAAUGUUUAGUUUGACUGUCAGAUGUGCGUAUGAUUUGUUCCAAAUGGAUUUGUUUUUGUGAACAUAUACAUUCUGUCUGCAUCUUCAGGUUACUUUUACUUUAUAGUUAUAAUCCAUAAUUGAUCAAUUACUAUAACAAUUUUCUGACAAUAUGCAAUAGUUGAGCCAUUUAUCUUGUGUUCCUUAUCCCCAGAAAUCUUCUUGUUUUCCAAACUUUCUUUCAGUACAAUAACUAGACUGAUAUAUAUUACUAUUUAUUAAACAUGAUCAUUAAUGAGCUAUUUGGUAUAUCAUAUCACAGUUGAAUGAUUUUUUACAAUUUGCAUUACAUUAACUUUAAAAUGCACUUGCAUGUCUUGUUAUGUUUUUUUUUUCUCUUCCCAUCUCUUUAAACUAGUCUAUUUCCAUCUACACCCAAAUCUCUGUUGUUUUCACCAAAAAAAAUUGUGAUAAUUAAUAUGCAAACAGUUGUCACCAAAUAAAUCACAAAGAUUAUGUAAAUUAUUUUCUACUGUUCCUCUCCAAACAUUCUGUACUACAUUUGUAUCCUUUGUAAGUGAAUGAAUGAAAGUAAUGGGCCAAACCAUAAAACCCAUAUCAACCAAUGAUUAAAACGCAACUAAUUUUCAAUGUAUUAUUUUAACUUAUUGCUAUUUGACUUACUCUUUUGUUGAAAAAAUAAACGAUAACUUUUUAAAUAGUGUUUUUUUUUAAAUACAUAUAUUGUAAUAUUAAAUAGAGUAAUCUUCUUUUAAAUUUUUUACUUAGUAUAAAACAAAAACAACUAAUUCUUUUUUUUUUGUGUAUGUAUUUGUUGAUAAAUUAUUUUAAACUUUUUAAAAACCCAAUCCACUCAACACUACUUUAAGUUUGUAUAUGUCCCAUCACAAAAAGCAAUAAUUGUAUACAUUGUAUUUUUAUAUUCUCUGAGGUACCAGUAUUGUAACUUUUUUCUAGCAAUUUUUUUUCAUUUCUAAAGUUGUCCUAUUUUUUUUUCUUUAAAUGAACUAAAGUGUUUGCUAUUGAGACAAACGGUUCUAGUUUUGUUUUCUAGUUGAUGAUCAUUGCUUUUGUGAAACUUGAUUGUGAUCUAAGCUAUUAAAUAUAUACUAUUUUUUAAGCUGUAUACUUUGUAUUAUCUAGUGUGUUUGUUUGAAAUUUCCCAUUCAUAUGACAAAAUAAAAAUAUAAAAAAUUGUGU
Biomphalaria glabrata is the source of this 10224-nucleotide messenger RNA. RefSeq lists its product as uncharacterized. The coding region runs from base 303 to 3584 and encodes 1093 amino acids. NCBI's taxonomy places the organism in Eukaryota, Metazoa, Mollusca, Gastropoda, Planorbidae. The record is from RefSeq and is a predicted model, not a curated record. The transcript is spliced from 6 exons.